AAACGCGAUCCGCAAAAGCUCGUUUCCUAACGUUCCUUUUAAGUAGACCGGAACCUGAGUUCCCGCAGCAUUCGAGAUAUCAACCCGGGUGGCAGAUUUCUAGGCAUCAAAAUAGAUUGACAAUCCAACCACCUCUUAACCCGGGAACAUAUCCUCCAGCUCCGAAGCUCACAUGGUCUGCGCUCACUCUGCAGCGCUGCUGGGGCACCCUUUAGGCGGCAGUGGCCAUUACAUUGACGUUUGCAAGACCGCUAUAUAACCCUGAUCAAGCCUCUCUCCUCGCUCAAUGCCCGUCAGCUGUCAACGAAGAAGCAAGAACCUAUCAUAAAACACCCUCCCGGCAAAGUAAGGGAGAAAGCACACAAUGAAGACCGGUCUGAUCACAGCGCUCUUCGCAGGCGCGGCCCUCUCCUCGCCGAUGGCGGCAGCCGACGACGGUCCGGUGUCGACGCCGUCGCCCACGACGCUGCAGCCGGGCGCAUACUGGAUCCGCGCGGUGGUGCCGCCCAACUACCACAAGUACCUGCAGACCAAGCCGGCCAACGUGGCCGGGACGGCCAUCCUGGACUCGCACACCACGGCAGGGCAGUUCAACGUCGAGGACGGGCAGCUGGUCAACAAGGUAUCCAGCCCGCCGCUGUACCUGUGGGUCGAGGAGCCCGCCGACAAGGCCAGCCCGCCGCCGCGCACCCUGGCCACCUUCUUCAACACCACCCGCAACCCGUUCGGCACCUUCGCGUGGCAGGGCGACACCCUCACCUGGUCUGUGCCCAGCAUCAAGCGCCAGAACGUGGCCGCCUGGCUGGUGUGCGCCAACCAGGCGCUUUUUAUCAACACAGGAGCGUACGGCUACCAGACGCCGGCCGGAUGCGCGGACCAGACGGUGGGGUUUCUUUUUUUUCUUCUUUCCCCCCCUCUCCUCUUUUGUUUGCCUUCAGCAUCUUCUGAUAUCUUUAACUGUAUUACUGUGUUAUUUGUGUGCUGCCGCUCGCUCGAAUGAGGCUGACCGAGGUGUUUCUUGCCAGAUCCAUUAUUAUAACGACAAGACGGCAAAUAACUGAGCUCGGCUGAGGGUUUGGUGGUGUGCUGCUUACGUAGGAGAUCAUUCUGCAGUUGCUGCGUCGCAGUCCGAGUUCUCUAUUUAAGACGGCGGAAAGAUAGAUGAGCGUCUUCCAUACGUCGCCGGACCUGUUGGCCGCCCAGGUAGCAAUUCGUGACCAUUGGGCGAGCGUUGAGACUUGAUUAGCUUUGAUGACCUUAGAAAAACACAGAGGCUUUCUAGGACUCAAAAUGUGUCAUGUAUCUCGAGCACGACCGGUCCAAUUUGAGAUGGUCUGACCAGAUGGCAGAAGGGGACUGUGGAACACCCGGAACCACCGUUCAAUCUUAGUAUCCAAGACAGCUUCCCCCAGUUUCAGCCAAGAU
Messenger RNA from Chaetomium strumarium, 1425 nucleotides. RefSeq lists its product as uncharacterized. The record is from RefSeq and is a predicted model, not a curated record. The coding region runs from base 365 to 1000 and encodes 211 amino acids. The transcript has a single exon. Lineage: Eukaryota; Fungi; Ascomycota; Sordariomycetes; Sordariales; Chaetomiaceae.